GGGCAGCAGCCUGCGGAGACGGCGGCGCAGAGGUGCUUCUGCCAGGAAAGUGGUUACUUGGAUGAUUGUACCUGUGAUGUUGAAACCAUUGAUAAAUUUAAUAACUACAGACUCUUCCCAAGGCUACAAAAACUUCUUGAAAGCGACUACUUUAGAUAUUAUAAGGUAAACCUGAAGAGGCCAUGUCCUUUCUGGAAUGACAUCAACCAGUGUGGAAGAAGGGACUGUGCUGUCAAACCUUGUCAAUCUGAUGAAGUUCCUGAUGGAAUUAAAUCUGCAAGCUACAAGUAUUCUGAAGAAGCCAAUAAAAUCAUGGAAGAAUGUGAACAGGCUGAACGCCUUGGAGCAGUGGAUGAAUCUCUGAGCGAGGAAACGCAGAAGGCUGUUCUUCAGUGGACCAAGCAUGAUGAUUCUUCAGACAACUUCUGUGAAGCUGAUGAUAUUCAGUCCCCUGAUGCAGAGUAUGUAGAUUUGCUCCUUAAUCCUGAGCGCUAUACGGGUUAUAAGGGACCAGAUGCUUGGAAGAUAUGGAAUGUCAUCUAUGAAGAAAACUGUUUUAAGCCGCAGACAAUUAAGAGACCUUUAAAUCCUUUGGCUUCUGGUCAAGGGAAAAGUAAAGAAAACGCUUUUUACAGUUGGCUAGAAGGUCUCUGUGUAGAAAAAAGAGCAUUCUACAGACUUAUAUCUGGCCUCCAUGCAAGCAUUAAUGUGCAUUUGAGUGCAAGAUAUCUUUUGCAAGAUACCUGGUUGGAACAGAAAUGGGGGCACAACAUCACAGAAUUUCAACAGCGGUUUGAUGGCAUUUUGACUGAAGGAGAAGGUCCACGAAGACUUAAGAACUUGUAUUUUCUCUACUUAAUCGAAUUAAGGGCUUUAUCUAAAGUGUUACCAUUCUUUGAGCGGCCAGAUUUUCAGCUCUUCACUGGAAAUAAAAUUCAGGAUGCAGAAAACAAAAAGCUACUUCUGGAAAUACUUCAUGAAAUCAAGUCAUUUCCUUUGCAUUUUGAUGAAAAUUCAUUUUUUGCUGGGGAUAAAAAAGAAGCACACAAACUAAAGGAGGACUUUCGGCUGCAUUUUAGAAACAUUUCAAGAAUCAUGGAUUGCGUUGGUUGUUUUAAGUGCCGGCUGUGGGGAAAGCUUCAGACUCAGGGCUUGGGCACUGCUCUGAAGAUCUUGUUUUCUGAGAAAUUGAUAGCAAAUAUGCCAGAAAGUGGACCCAGUUACGAAUUCCAUCUGACCAGACAAGAAAUAGUAUCAUUAUUUAAUGCAUUUGGAAGCUCUUACCUGAAGUCCUGCACUAGCCUGUCCCCUAUACUUGGCCUGUCUCCUCGCUGUUGCUCCACUGCUGUGUGACCAGGUAGGACUUCUGGAAAUACUCGGAUGUUACUCCCUGCUUAACACAUUUCAGUGACUUUAUAAACUUUCAGAAGUAAGCCCAACUCCUUUGCUUGGUGCGUAAGAUCUCCCGAUAUGUCUCCUAAACCCAGUGUUCUCAUAAAACAGACCUUUAGUUCUUCAGAUGCUCCAAACAGCCAGGCCUCCACACCUGGGUGAAUGCUGUACUCAGGACAAAUACCUUCGCCAUCCUUUCCCACCUGGAGUUCCUGUACAUCCGUGUGGGCCCAGCAUAAGCACGUCCUCUGUAACAUCGCUCUGGUUCCAUUUACAGUGUGUCCUCUCACGUCCUCUUCUGUGUCAUCGCUGCAGUUACAGCCUACCUCUAUUGUAUCACUUACUGUACUCUUGUUUUUGUUUCAAGUCUAGUAUUAGAAUGUGAGCUCCUUAGGGGCAGGAAAAGGAAACUAUUCAUUUUUGGAUCUCCAUAGCCUAGCUUUUGGCAUAUGAACAUUAAAUCACUUUAAAUAAA
This is a messenger RNA of Tupaia belangeri chinensis (Chinese tree shrew), 1867 nucleotides long. RefSeq names its product endoplasmic reticulum oxidoreductase 1 alpha (gene ERO1A). Gene Ontology annotation, cellular component: endoplasmic reticulum membrane; endoplasmic reticulum. Lineage: Eukaryota; Metazoa; Chordata; Mammalia; Scandentia; Tupaiidae. Gene Ontology annotation, biological process: protein folding in endoplasmic reticulum. Gene Ontology annotation, molecular function: FAD binding; thiol oxidase activity; protein-disulfide reductase activity. The record is from RefSeq and is a predicted model, not a curated record.